Molecule: messenger RNA, 5380 nt
Organism: Caenorhabditis auriculariae
Lineage: Eukaryota; Metazoa; Nematoda; Chromadorea; Rhabditida; Rhabditidae
Source: the annotation of a GenBank genome assembly
AUGGGGAGUGGAGAGGCCGGUGUGCAGCCGACUUUCGCCCAGUCUGCACUCGUCGCCCUCGACCGCGCCGACAAUAAUUCCACAGCCGCCGUUGUCAAAACAGGUGCAAUCAGUCUACCUAUGUGAGGAAAAAGUGCUGAAAUAACUAUUUUAAAAGAGUUUCUGCACUGUUAGGGAUCUUUGGGAGCUAUUCAAUCACCGUUUAAAAUUGGUGAUUUUCAAAUGCUCGUUUUUCUGAGUAUGGACAGUUAUCAUGCCUUGAGAAAUUAUUUUUUUAAAGCUUUUUUUAUGACUCAAUUCUAGUCAGAAUCGAAUAAUCAAAGAUUUUUACGGAAAAUUGUAAAGUCGGAAAGGGUGAGAAAAGGCUGAGAAAAGGCUCCUUAAAAUUUUUUUCUUUUAGGGUGACAAAGGUUCCUUUUCUGCUUCCUUUUUGCACCAUUUUUGCUGCCUUUCUCUUCUUCCAUUUUUUCUCGAGCCUCUAAAAUCCUAGAAAAAAUGGAAGGCUCGAUAAAGGGUCCCUCUUUGCUGCCUUAUUUGAGGAUCUCCAUUUUAUCGAAAACUUUCUGAGUUUUUCGAAAAAGUUUUGCAUCCUUCUCAUCGCACUUUUUGUAGUUUUUUCAUCUUUUCUCCGUGCACUACAAAACAUUUCUCAGUCGCAAAAAAGCGGAAUAUACGCCUUUUUGCCUUUUCAGACAUCUUUUGGGGCGACCUUAAAGUUUGUAGAAUGGAGAUAUUAAGCCUAAUCUUCCAGUUGCAAAGCUGAACUUAGAGAAAUGAAAUCGGUUUAUCUCCGAAUUUCUUCAUCCAAUUCGUAUCGAUUUUUUUUGUAUAUUCAAUUUCUGCGCACCCAGAAACAGCUGUCCGUUCAAAAAACCAGAAACAUUUUCGUAUAGUUUGGUUUUCAUAUCAAAAAAGUGAUUGCGGCUUUGAUAAGUGACGAACUUUCUAAUCUUCCGAGAACGUGUAAGAGGCUUUCACUUCUUCCACGACUCGGCUAUUUUUCGUCAUUGCGUUCUUCCUUUCUUUCUAUUUUAUGUAGAUAUAACAGUAAUAGGAAAAAAAGAGGGAAAUUUAUCAAUUUUACAUCUUUAAUCCGAUUAACUGGCUCUGAGGAAGGUGAAAAUUUUCAUCAUCAUUGUAAUUUAUCGAGGAAAAAAGGAGAACAGGAAAGCGUGAACGUUCCCACCCGAAAAUAAACAUUUUUUUUACGAGAAUGGGAGCGGAAAAGUUUUUUUUUCGUUUUCCUAAAAUCUGAAUGAACCAUUCUUCUGACAGUUUAUCAUAUGAUUAAUUUUUUUAGUUUUGGAAAAAAACGUUCAGAAGUUUUCGCUUAUUUUAAUGAAUUUUGAAGAAAAAGUUCUGGUGAAAAAAAGUUUUUUUCCUUCACUCUUUCAUAAUUUUGCGAAUAUCCAGAUUUAUACCUAUAGAGCGAAACUGAUUUGAAAAAGAUUGAUUCACUAUUUUGCUUGUGGUAAAACGAUUUUACUUUCUGGUAACAAUUUAACUUUUUUUUUUUAAUUUUCUACCUAAAUAUUUAAAGUUAGAAAUUUUAACUAUGCUAAUUCAUCAAUGAAGUCGUUUGGGUGAGCACUUUUUUGUGUGAAACCCCCUGUUAAAAAAUUAGUUCGAAGUUUAACGAGGGGCAUGGCUUUCGGAUUAUACCCGGCUGUGAACUUUAAGCCAACCGAGAAGCUUUGAGCCAUUAAAAAUUGGAGACGAUUGAAGUACAUUAUAAGCUUCAACAUUUCGUUCCAACCAAUUCUACGGCUUCUGUCGUUGCUACGAGAAUUCCAGGAAAUUUCCAUUUUGUUUGCAAUUUCAUCCGUAUGUUUCUUCCAUCGCUUGCAGAAAUAAAAAGAAUUUCCCGCCACGAACAAUUUCACGCCGGCUGUUUUGUUCUAAUUUGGCAACCCGUUUUCAGUUGUCGGCGUGACGUCACUGACGACGUUCCUGUUAGGCCUUCGGAGCGCUUGGAAACAUUCGCGGCAGCCUGAAGCCGCUGACCUCGCCCGAGCACAGGUUCCCAGAAACUUUUUGAACUGAAGAUCGUACAAAACUGAAUCAAUGUUGCUUUUUACUAGGUCUUUUUUUUUGACUUCACUAGGCUAUUGAAAAAAGUGCGGCGCGACGUCUACCUGUUUUUUUCAGAUCGUACUGAGGAAAUUCAUUUUCUAUAUGUUCAAAUAUACUACGGUUUUCAAGUCGCGGUCUAAGUCAAUUUCUGAAGAGACUAUUGUUUUGUAUGAAAAAUUUACAUGUUUUUGCUGUUUCAAUAAAUUUCUGGCUUUCAUCUCGUUUCUGCUUUUCUGUGAGAAAUUGUAGUCCUCACAAUAUUUUCAUAUAGCUCAAAGUUCAAAAAAAAUAUCAGGACGUUGUUUUUUAAGAUGAAAUUCAAGAAGUUUAAUUGAAAAAUCAGCUUUCCAGCAUCAAAAUUUUAUGAUUUGACGGAAACAAGCCACGUCUUCACGAAUUAUUUUUUUCAUUAAAAGUUUUCAGAUUUAUUCCGGUGUCGGUUUCGCUGGUAAAGCGCUCGCCGUCGCGACUGUUCUCACAGGUUUCGAUUCUUUUUUUUUUCCAAAUAAGCUUUCUUGUAUCGCUAAAGUUUUUUUUUAAUGAUAUGUUUUCCGUCUAUAUGUUCAGAUAGUGAUAUGAAAAUUCCAAUCUCACUUUGGAAUUUUUUUUACUUAAAAAUUUGAGCCGCAAAGAACCUGAUAAAAGUAAGCGAAAAGAAGGAAGGAGCUUAGGAGUUCCAGAGUAGUCCCUAAAGGGGUUAGUGGAGGAAAACAACAUCUAUACUCUAAAAAAUGGUCGCUAUAGGGGUAGACUUAGGAAGUCCCUUUAGGAGUUUUAGUUAGUGGCCCCUAUAGGGGACAUGCUAGACGAUAAUUUUCAUGAACUCUAUGUGAAGAAGCAUUUCCAUGGGAAAAACUAAAAAAAAAUAAUCUUUUUCAAAUAAAUUUGAACGACCCCUAUAGGGACGACUUAAGCUUUAGGGGCGAAGGGGUCAGACCCGAAACCCCUAUAGGGUCGCCUUGAUUUUUCCCCUAUAAGGACCACUUUUUUGGCCCCAGUAGGGGCUGUUUUUCCUCUUAACCCCUAUAGGGACCACUCAAAAAUUUCUGAGUACGAUUUGGACAGUACUGAAGUAAAUGGUUUCUUUUUUCAGUUUCUGGGUUCUCUCUGUUCAUCGUCGGAGUCUCGUGGGCGCUCAACGUGAACACGCCUCGCCAGUUUGGCUCGGCGAUGCGCAGAGCGUUCGGCGACAACCUCAGACUCGCCUCCAGCACCGAUUCGCAGUCGUUCGAGGACUUUCUUCGCAGCAUCGAGACUAAAACAGCGGCUCCGACUGCCCCGAACGCCCCCGACGGCAUUCCGACCGUCUGAAAGGUGCCAUCCUCCCUUCUCUCCACCUACAACUAGACACUUUCAGAGGCGAUGUUCAUUCCCAUCACGAUCUUAGUAGGCAUCCUGAUAUUAGUUGUGGUUUUGUUGUUAUCGGUCCGUAACCGUUUUCUUCCUUUGUGCAAUGGCAGCCGAGUGUUGCUGGUGAUCGCCCAUCCCGACGAUGAGACUAUGUUUUUCGCACCGACGAUCCGCGGCUUGAGACAGGCCGGUCACCGCGUUUUCCUUCUCUGCGUCUCUUCUGGCAACUUUUAUGGAGAGGUUCGGUUUUGGUUUUAAGGCAAGGAAGGUCUUUUUCCUCUGCUGACUGAAGUCUUCUGAAAGGUAUCCAGAAUACUGUUCGAUGUACUAGUAAGAUGUGCUGAAGGUUGCAAAAUACACUCAAAGUCUCGAUGGUUUUCCAAAUUGAUUGAUUUCCUUGAAAAUGAAUGGUUUUUUUUUCCCGGAACACUAGGAUUUUACUGUGUGCGAAAAUUCAGAUAUUGCUUUGGUAAUUAAAGAAUGUAUUUUUGAAGAUUAGUAUAACUCUAAUACCAACUAGAUAUUAUUCAACUGUCUAGUUUCAUCAUUCCCGUUCAGGGAACGACUCGCCGUCGUGAGCUCAUCGAAGCUGUAGAACGACUUGGCAUCUCUCCCAGCGACACUACGAUCCUCGACUACGAGGCUUUCCAGGACGGCGACUCUUGGAGUCGUCAUCCACUGAGCCUCGUCAUCAUGAGACACGUCGAAGUUAGUAUCAGUGACAAUAGCCCAUUCCUUUACUCUCGAAAGUAAGGGCAACAGACUGACCCUGGCAUACUUCUAACUACACAUAGCGCUCUUGUUGAAAUUUUAUUCCGGUCAGAGUAAAUGAAAAGCAAAAUUUUCUAUUUAUCAUCUUCUCCUUUAGAACUUCAGAUUCGAAACUUUUGAAGUUCAGUUAGUGAUUUUCACAGGUAUUGGCGGUAGACGCGGUGAUUUCGUUCGACCAGGGCGGCGUUUCUGGCCACGGCAACCACGCGAGCUGCUUCGAAGCCCUCCAGACGGCCUACACUCACGGCGUCGUUCCCCGAGACGUCCACAUCUUCGUCCUCGACUCGAUACCUCUGUGGAGAAAGUCCGUUUCAGCUCUUAUCAACCGAGUUUUUUCUGUAUAUUUCACAGUACCUUCACCUAUGCUUCAUAUUUUCGAAAAGAUAUCUUACUGUCACCUUUCUCAAGAUACAUUGGGCUUCUGGACGCGCCGUUCUCGUGCCAUCGGUCGCCAUUCUUCUACGUCGCGAGGUUCCGCGACAUCCGUGCAUGUUGGCGUGCCAUGCUUGCACAUCGUUCUCAACUCGUCUGGUUCAGGGUGCUAUUCAUCAUUUUCAGCAGGUACGUUCUUAACAAACACGCUAAAGGUGGGUCCCGAUUACAUCUUACCCGUUCACGAUAACUUUUUCUUCCUAAGAGCGUGCACAAUUAUAACCUACAGUAUGAUUUUUAGAAAGAAAGGUGCCCGAUCUGGUGUGAAAGUUUUUUUUAGUUUAGAAAUUGAGUAUAGAAUCUUUUUUUCACUUUCUUCGAUGGCCUUUUAAUUUUUGCAGCUUCAUUUUUCCCUGAAUGAAGUUUGAUUUAUAAGACAGAUGUUUUUUGGAUUUUUUUUUAAAAAAUAAGCUUUGAUUUAAAAAAAAAACUGCAUCUGCCCUGAAUUUAAAAAAAGGUAUUCGGAGGUUUCCUAUUUGAAGUUUGACCGGAAAAAAAUGAUACCAAUUAGUUUUUCGAUUAGUUGUCUAAUUACGAAACAGGACAAGGUUGGAAUUGUUGAUUGAAUAGGAAAAACUAGCGCAAACGAGAAUUUUCAGACGGUGCUUUAUGAAUAAGAACCAUUCUGAUAAUUUUUCUCCAAAACAGUAUUAGGUGAAUUGGCCGUUUCAGAUACGUGUACAUGAACAGUCUCCGUCGUAUUUCGCCGCUGCCGCUGGUCGCCAAUAGUCGUUGCAAGUCCAGGAAUCAUUAG